AUGGCGAACAAUGAUUUGCUUAUUGGGAAUGAUCGUGAUUUAUCACUGAGCCACAACCAACCACUGGAACUCAGACAUGAUCACAGUUUGGUUCACAAUCAUGAAUUGGUUUUGGGACAUGCCUAUGAUGAUGAACUAGCCCUUGGCCAGAACCAUGAACAUCGAAUGGCUCUCCGACAUGCUCAUGGCCACCACAAUCAUGAGAAUGGGUUUGAUCAUGUGGAUGAGAAUGGAUUAGAUAUGUCCCAGAGUCAUGAUCCUGAUGUUGAUCAACACCAUAAUGAUGUUGAUAACCAUGAUAAUGAGUUGGGUCUUACUGUUCAGAAUCAUGCAUUGAGUUUGUCCGAGAAUCAUGAUUAG
Messenger RNA from Vitis riparia (riverbank grape), 360 nucleotides. Its product is annotated as metal tolerance protein 1-like. The record is from RefSeq and is a predicted model, not a curated record. The transcript has a single exon. The coding region runs from base 1 to 360 and encodes 119 amino acids. NCBI's taxonomy places the organism in Eukaryota, Viridiplantae, Streptophyta, Magnoliopsida, Vitales, Vitaceae.